This is a messenger RNA of Pimephales promelas (fathead minnow), 1109 nucleotides long. RefSeq names its product UBX domain protein 10 (gene ubxn10). Lineage: Eukaryota; Metazoa; Chordata; Actinopteri; Cypriniformes; Leuciscidae. The record is from RefSeq and is a predicted model, not a curated record.
AACCUGAACUGUACCAAAGGAGAUGUAUCUGACUGCAGACAGUGGUAAAAUAAAUGUUUACAGAAUACACGUUGGAAAAAUCUGCAAGCAUAACCGUUUGGGAGCUAACUUAGUUGGAUAUUAUUUCUUUCCAGUGAAAUGCUGUCAAAAACGUUGUUCCAGACAGUAAUACGCAUAGAUAUGUAAUACGUAAUUGUUUACAAAAAAGCUCGCACUUCCGCUUCAGACGCGUUGCCACGGAGACGCCAGCGCGUCGCAACACUAGCGCCUGAGGAGAAAAUGCCUCUUCUUUUAAUCUCUUCAACAACGACUGAAAGAAGCAAAAAAACGAUAUAAAGAUUUCAAUGUCAUCUGGAGACAGGAUGCAUGUGAUCAGACCCAAGUCUUCUAAGGGGCGCAGCAGACCCAUGAUGGCUCAAACUUCGAGUGUGGAUCCACCUUCUCGGCCCUCGUCUCUUUCACCCCAACCUCCAGCUGCCAAGGCCAAUGACAGGUCAAACCAGAGCCUUCGAUCCCGAGCCAUUCAGAGAUGCAGCAGUCAAACAAGUACAGACGUACUCACCGACAGACUCCCGGAUGAGCCUUUCUCACUCAACAAAUACAGAGUUCUGCCAUCCAUAGAGAAAAAAACAGCUAACGUUACUGACCGGAAGUUCAGUCAAGGUAACAGCCACAUGACAUGUCAACACACGUCACAUGUCCACACAAAAGCCCGGCAGGAUGUGGUGUCAGAGGGGUCAGGAAGUGAGACAGAGGACUCAGGCCUGCUGCUUGCAAUCAGAACUCCUUGCGGUCAGAGAUUCAAGUGCAAUUUCCGGCCAACAGACCAGCUCCGGGGGGUCCUAUCAGCCGCAGAGGAGGAGUUCGGGGAGAGGUUUGACAACUGUGUGAUUGAGACUAUGGAUGUACCACGCAGGACUUUUACAAACCUUACAAUGAGCUUGGCUCAAUGUGGUGUCCUAAACAAAUCGGUUUUAUGCAUUUCCCAAGAAGACACAGAUUUAACUUGAAACAUUAAUGCAGGGCAACUUUCUAUGGACACUCAAAUAGCACACAAAAACAGUAGCACCUCAUUGCAGUACAGAAGAUCUAGGGGGCGGAGUCGGAUC